UCAACAUUUCCAGAUCAAACAAUUAAGCCAAAAACUCUCAUUUCAUCUACUUUUUUUUCCAGUAGAAGAUCAACUAAAACCAUGAAGACGAGCCUUAAACUUUCCUACAUUGUUUUGCUUUUGGUGCUUAUCCUGCCAGCAAGCCAACUAGUAACGUGUUCUUCAGCAUCAACAUCAAGUAAAAUUCUAGAAGACCAUGAUGAAGGAAGAAUGAUUACAUCAAGAAGAAUGCUCAUUUCGCGAAAUAAGACGCCGGUAUCAGCUAAUGUAGACAAGCUGGGUGGUGGAUCAACAAUGGAGCCAGAGAAAGCUGUUGUGAAUGGCCUGAGAAAAAGACCUCCAAGUUCUUCAAAUCCAACUCAGAACAAAUGACAUUUUGCGCAUUCAGUUGGUAGGAAGAACAAAGAGAUCUUAAUAUUAGGGGUCUUCAUUAUCUCUUUGUCCUUUUGUAGUUAUUUAUUGAUUUUUUUUCUUCCUUAUUUCUUCAAAUUGACUGCAUAGGAGGCGACAUAGUCAUAGUUCUUGCACUACUAUCGUAGUGGUCUAUUCUGCUAUUUCAGAAGUUGAGAAAUAUGCAGAAAUGACAGAAAAAGAUGUAAUUUCUUGAAUUAGUAAAUUAACAGUAGUCCUCAUGUGUUCGAU
Oldenlandia corymbosa var. corymbosa is the source of this 642-nucleotide messenger RNA. NCBI's taxonomy places the organism in Eukaryota, Viridiplantae, Streptophyta, Magnoliopsida, Gentianales, Rubiaceae. The record is from the annotation of a GenBank genome assembly.